AUGGCAAAUGCUCUUAUUUAUCAAAACAUAUCUUCAACAACAUCAAUCAAAAACAAUUACAAUCAAGUAACAGUAAUGUUACAUACAGAUGGAGCGCCCGUUACUAAAUUUCGUGGUAAAUCUUUAUGGCCUAUUCAAGCCAUUUUAUGUGAAAUUCCACUACCUAUUAGAAAUCAUAAACAAGCUAUUAUGAUCUUUGGAGCAUGGCUUAGUACUCAUCAUCCUGAUAGAAAUAUUCUAUGA
This is a messenger RNA of Rotaria sp. Silwood2, 243 nucleotides long. The record is from the annotation of a GenBank genome assembly. Lineage: Eukaryota; Metazoa; Rotifera; Eurotatoria; Philodinida; Philodinidae.